Lithohypha guttulata is the source of this 1035-nucleotide messenger RNA. RefSeq lists its product as uncharacterized. Gene Ontology annotation, cellular component: Golgi membrane. Gene Ontology annotation, molecular function: glycosyltransferase activity. Lineage: Eukaryota; Fungi; Ascomycota; Eurotiomycetes; Chaetothyriales; Trichomeriaceae. The transcript has a single exon. Gene Ontology annotation, biological process: protein N-linked glycosylation. Bases 1 to 1035 code for a protein of 344 amino acids. The record is from RefSeq and is a predicted model, not a curated record.
AUGGCGUUGUUAUCACGAACGAACGUGUAUUUUGUCCUUAAGGUCGUCACGGUGUUUCUUGCCUGCAGUGUUGUGCUUGACAUGGCAUUUUACUCAACUAGCACAGCAAGGAAUGCUGAUCUAGGUGAAGAAAGCAACGCGUCGAUAGCGAAGGUAUCAAUGCUGUAUGGCGAGCCAAAUCCUCUCUACGAACGUGCGCUUGCGACGCACGAGGCACACAACAACAAAUUUGGCUAUCCAUUCUUCAUCUUGCGCGAGCGAACUCUGCCGGGAUACUGGUCCAAGCCCGCAUACCUAUUACGGCUUCUGUUAUCUGAGUUAGAGAAGCCAGAGGCAAACAGAUUGAAGUGGCUGAUGUGGGUAGACGGAGACGUUGUGGUCAUGAACCCAAAUAUUCCACUGGAGAUAUUCCUACCACCUGAAGCAGAUUGGGAUCAUAUCCAUGCGGUUAUGACGAACGACCAUCGAGGAUUGAACAAUGGUGUGUUCUUUUUGAAAGUACACGAGUGGUCUGUGUGGCUUAUGAAUUCCUGCCUCAACACUCAGAUCCACGUACCAGAUCUUCAACUCGAGUUUGGGGAUCAGAGUGCGCUCCAAUAUUGGUUUAACAAAGAGCUUUUCAGAAACAACACCAUUCACGUGCCGCAGAGAUGGUUCAAUGCUUACGCAGGAUAUCGAGGGGCUCCGACGGAUCUGUUUGCCGAUCCGCUACAGCCAUCGUACAAGUUCAAAGAGAACUCUGUGAAGGAGGGUGAUUUGUUUGUUCACCACGCUGGACACAAAUCUCUGCGGGCACAGAGAAUGCUGCCAUGGAUCGAGGUUGCCGAAAGCCAUCUAGAGUCCUGGCAGUUAGAGCUCGAGGCCACGACUUACUUGGAGGAGAUAGCCGACUUCUGGAAGAACGAUGCUCGUAACGAACGAAAAGCUGUAGACAAAGUGCAGAAGGUACUGGAGGAGAACUUGCGGAAGAAGCAGGCUGCGAAGGAUACGGGAGCAAAAUCAGCUGUGGGGCAAGAUGGCAAGAAGCAGGCUUGA